AUGCCUCCGGAGCGUACUGCGCGCGGCUGGGGAUAUGUCAGGCGAGUGUCCAGGACAGAUCCCCAGGACGGCGCAGACGACGGCUCUCCUAGUCGUCUCAGCCUCACGGCUGGAUUUUGCAGCAAGCGCUUCGGCAUACGCGGGUUCGAGGUGAUAUCUGAUAGCAGCUCCGGAUCCGACACAACGAACCACUUCUUGAUCGAGAUUGCCGAUGCUAUCGAGACUGCCAAAGUCCGCACUGUUCGUGCUCAAGAUGCCCAUCUGGGAACUGCAGAGAUCGCGCCCAUGCCGGUACGCGGAGAGCCGCCGUCAGUUAGCUAUGGAGCGAUCCCGGGCAUGACUUCAAGAGGAGGCUUUGUAUACCCCGCCGACACCUCACUGCCUCCCCCGACCCUUGACCCCCCAUCCCCGGGCAAGGUCGAGUCCAUGCAGAAGCUCCAGGACUUUCGGAACCUGGUCGAGCGCCUCCAGAAUUCAAAGUCCAGUAUCACCAGCGGUGGACCUGUCGACACGCGCAAGCAGCUUGACACCAGCGAAGAAUCCAACGUGACCUCUGCGUCGCUGCUGAGCAAACAAAGCCUACUCACGGCUGUUUCAGUUCCUAGCUCCAAGGCGUCGAUCGAUAACGGUUCCCGCGAGGCAGCCGGCGACUGCAAGAAGGACCUGGCCGACAUCACGGAUGCUGGCACCAAGGUAGCCAAGCCGAAGAAGGCCGAGGGCCUUAACCCGGCCGCUGCUGUGUUUGCUCCAUCGAAAAAGAGUGCUCCGUCGUCGAUGGCAGCCGGGCCAGGGGGCAGCGGUCAGGCCCAGAUGACCGGACAGUCUGCUGCACCUGUCAUCCCAUUGAAUGGGGCUUUUGUUCCUGGAAGUGGCAUUCCGCCCGGCCCAAUGAUCGCCAUCAUACCGCCGCCGGUGAUCCAGACCCCGCAGGGACAGCUGCUGCCUACCGCGCCAUUUAGUGUCGCCCUCCCCCUGAGCUCCAACAUGAUGCAGCCCGAUAUUUCGGCACUUCUUGCAAUGCAGCAGCUGAUGAUACAGCAGGCUGCUCUGCAGGCCCAGCUCGCGGCGGCUGGAGGAGGCAUGCUUCCCAUGCUUGGACGGCGUCCACCUCCAUUUGCUGGCCCGGCUCCUCCUCCUCCUCGCUCGGGCUCUCCGGUGAAGAUCUCUUUCAGGCCUCCAGGCCAGACCUUUGACCGGCCCAGGCCGAUGCCAUCGGGAAUGCCCAGCGGCCCAGCGGCUCCGAGGCCACCCCAGCUCCCUCUGGCGCCGAGGCCUGUGGCUAACCAGGACCUGCUCAAAUUCGACCCCAAGGGAAACCUCAUCGACAUCCCCAAGCCUCGCGGCCACGACAACCCGCUUCUGCAGCUCCAGUACGAGGCCGCCAUCGAGUGGAAGAAGGAGCACGUUCCCGGCUACGCGGAGGAGUGUCGCCGGCGCCAGAAUGACCGCAACGACCGCAAUGCCCUCAGAAAUAUGCAGCAGCACUUUACCCAAGGCCCCAACCCAGCCAAGCGCGGGCGGGCCCAUGGUGACGAUGUGGUCUAG
This is a messenger RNA of Gaeumannomyces tritici R3-111a-1, 1545 nucleotides long. RefSeq lists its product as hypothetical. The record is from RefSeq and is a predicted model, not a curated record. Bases 1 to 1545 code for a protein of 514 amino acids. The transcript has a single exon. NCBI's taxonomy places the organism in Eukaryota, Fungi, Ascomycota, Sordariomycetes, Magnaporthales, Magnaporthaceae.